This is a messenger RNA of Hypomesus transpacificus, 4863 nucleotides long. It is a transcript of the gene blm, whose product is annotated as BLM RecQ like helicase. Bases 314 to 4687 code for a protein of 1457 amino acids. Gene Ontology annotation, biological process: DNA replication; double-strand break repair via homologous recombination; telomere maintenance. The record is from RefSeq and is a predicted model, not a curated record. The transcript has 21 exons. Gene Ontology annotation, cellular component: cytoplasm; chromosome; nucleus. Gene Ontology annotation, molecular function: ATP binding; 3'-5' DNA helicase activity; four-way junction helicase activity. Lineage: Eukaryota; Metazoa; Chordata; Actinopteri; Osmeriformes; Osmeridae.
UUCAAUUGAGCGAGCUGCUAGUCCUGCUGCUACGUUAUUGUGGCUUCAAGCUGAAGUCACUACAAAUUAAAUGUUGUCUUUCUACAUAGGACGGCUUAACAAUAUAUAAUGGAGACAAAACACGGAUAAUAUACGAUUUUUAAAACAAAAAAAAGAACAUGUUUAAACGUUAUGAGCGCGUCUAUGACUUCGACUAGCAAUGACAACAGAUGACAACAUGUCGCAAGCUAGCAACAGUAGCUACACUACAGUAUCCAUUUAAUGUAUAAAGCUACGUGUCCUGGCUGAUUUGACUUGAACUUAGCUUGCUGCAAUGUCCUGUCUUCCGCAAAAUAACCUGAAAGAGCAGCUCCAGAAGCAUAGUAAUGCAGCUCAGAGUAGACUGGCGUUAGCCAAACCAAAGCCGGGAGCAUUUUGUUUCAGAAAGAAGUCUUCAUCAGGCAUCACUAAAGUAGAAAUACCCACAAAGGUAAACAACUCAAAUGUCUUGGCUUACAGGAGUGUCAACAUCCCUCAAAACAACGCAAUAACUAAACUUCCUUUGAUAUUUUCAACCAAGCCUAACCCACCAGUUGUCAAAAUCAACAACCACUUUCUAAGCUCUGAAUACAAGUCGGAUUCCAGCAAUCCUGUGUUCAGCUCACAUCCUCUGAGCAAGUCUGUUACAACAUUUCCUACGUCCAUUGCGUCUGAUGGACCUGCUUUGACAAAGUCGGAAAGUUCAUUCACUGUUAGCAAUGGCAGCAAAGCCGCAGGACUUGACGGGUCAUUUGGGUUUCCUGUGAAUGCUUGGGAUGAUUUGGAUGACUUUGAAACCCCUGUCAAGGGCAAAAAGGCUCUACCAAGCCCAGGCAGAACCCUCUCAAGUGGAAAAGCACCACAUAGAACGAACAGAACAGAUGAAGACAUCCCAGGACUUGGACUGGACCUGGCAAACAGCCAUGCUGUGAAAAAGGAUCCUCUGGCUGGGAAAGAGAUCGCUACAGAGGGCUCAGAACAGCCCAUUGCAGGCAUCCCUGAUGUUUGCCCAAGAGACACACACACCCAGGAUGAAGAGUGGGCACCGGAGAAGGAUUCCCCUAUUCAGAUGGCUAAGAGACGGCCCACUGCUCCAUCCAAGUCAGUUUUGAGUGACAGUGAAGAGGAAAUUACUGCUGAGACCAGUACAGCCAGAGGAAGUCGGACAGGUCAUAAGAAAACAUGGGUUGACCCAGAUAUAAUAGAUGUUGACUAUAAGGAACCAGAAGAUGACUUGGAUUACAUCCCUCCAUCCCCCCAGCCUGAAGAGUACAGUCCUUCAUUUUUUUCUAGGAGAAGUGUUUCCAGAUUGCAACCUGCUGGUUCAGCCAGUACAGACAUAAGCCCUGUCUCAACAGUGAAGUCUGUGUCAAGCCUGCACAGUGUCUCAGAUGCCCAUCCUGAAAAAAGUGUCACUAAUCACAAGACAGAUGACCAGCUCUUCAGCAUCAUGGAAUCCAUCUGUUCUCUAGUGGAUUCCAUUCCUGAGCAUGCCAUAAUAGGCCUGUCCUGUGGAACAGAGCUGCUACUCCUCAGGGCUCACAGAAAAAGGAUUCUUGCCAAGGGAAGUGACACGUCUAUAAUCAAGACCCAGCCAGACAGCAUCGUGAUCUUGGAACCCAGCGAUAAAGAGAAGCCUUCCUUUUCACUUCCCACUCCCAGCACUACGUCCUCCAGGAACCCCUCCAAGAAACCAUUUAGCAGGACGUCCGCUAUAUCAGUAGACUACAAUAGCAGCAUGUUCGAGGACUCUGACUGCCUCAUCAAUGAAGUUCAGACUCCCAGAACGUCAUGGAAGCCCAGCACCAUAGCCGAUUCAUACAUCAGAGGACAAAAGGCGAAACCACUAAUUAGACGCCAGAGUAACACGGACUCCCCAUCAGCUUGUGUCCUCUCGAUACCGUGUGACCUGCCUACAGACGUAACUAUUGAUGACCUGGAUGUCCCUGAGCUCUUCUUCUCUCCUAAGAGACCAGCAGCUGUCCAGAGCAGAUGGGAGAACAGUGCUUCAGCAGUGGCUGCCUCGGCUCCAGUAGAGACAGAGCUCGAUGACUUCUUCAAUGACAACUUUGAUAUAGAUGACCUGAACGAGUCAGACAUCCCUGACUACUUUGAUGAAGCGGCAAGCUCUUCAACAUCUCGGUUUAACUCCCGCACCGUGACGUCAGCAGUCAAGGAGGGAGGACCCACUAAGUUGAGCUGGGAGAAGAGACCAGUCACUCCAGCUCCUGCCUCUAAGCCUGCCCCAAAGAUCUCCUCUCCAGAGUCUACAUAUAGAAAUCCUGCCCAUGAUCGCUUCCGAGGGUUCAACUUCCCCCACGCUUCAGAGAUGAUGAAGAUCUUCCACAAGCGAUUUGGUCUUCAUCAGUUCCGCUUUAAUCAGCUUGAGGCUAUCAAUGCUGCUCUACUGGGAGAGGACACGUUUAUUCUGAUGCCCACUGGUGGGGGUAAGAGCUUGUGCUACCAGCUGCCUGCUUGUGUGUCCCCAGGGGUCACUAUAGUGAUCUCCCCAUUGAAGUCACUCAUUGUAGACCAGGUUCAAAAGCUCACCACUCUGGAUAUCCCGGCCACAAGUUUGUCUGGUGAAAAGACUGAUAGAGAAGCUGCCAACAUCUACAUGCAGCUGUCCAAGAAAGACCCCAUAAUCAAACUGCUGUACGCCACUCCUGAGAAGGUGUGUGCCAGUCACAGGAUGAUCAGCGCCCUGGAGAACCUGUAUGAGCGAGGCCUCCUGGCUCGCUUUGUCAUCGACGAGGCUCACUGCGUCAGUCAGUGGGGUCACGACUUCAGGCCUGACUACAAGCGGAUGCACGAGCUGAGGCAGAAGUUCCCCAAAGUGCCCAUCAUGGCCCUUACUGCCACCGCCACCCCCCGCGUCCAGAAGGACAUCCUCAACCAGUUGCAGAUGAGCCGGCCCCAGUUGUUCACGAUGAGCUUCAACCGGACCAACCUCAAGUAUGUCGUGCUGCCCAAAAAACCCAAGAAGGUUGACGAAGACUGCAUCGGCUGGAUCAAGAAGCAUUAUCCACGAGACUCGGGCAUAGUGUACUGCCUGUCCAGGAAUGACUGUGACACCAUGGCAGUAAGUCUCCAGAGGGCAGGGAUCCAGGCACUGGCCUAUCAUGCAGGUCUCAACGAUAACGACAGAGAGUACGUCCAGAACAAAUGGAUCAACCAGGACGGAUGUCAGGUGAUAUGUGCCACCAUAGCCUUCGGGAUGGGUAUCGACAAACCGGACGUACGCUAUGUGAUCCAUGCCAGUUUGCCUAAGUCUGUGGAGGGCUACUACCAGGAGUCCGGCAGGGCAGGCAGGGACGGGGAGAUCUCCCACUGCGUCCUCUUCUACUCCUACACUGACGUCAUCCGCAUCAAGAGAAUCAUCAGCAUGGAUAAAGAUGGCAACCGAGACACGAAAGCCACGCACUUCAACAACCUCCACAGCAUGGUGCAUUUCUGUGAAAAUGUGAUGGACUGUAGGAGGAUUCAGCUGCUGGCUUACUUUGGAGAGCACAAAUUCAACCCCAGCUUUUGCAAAGACCACCCGGACGUCAUCUGCGACAACUGUGCUAAGCCUCAUCAAUACAAACAGAGGAACAUGACUGAGGACGUGAAGAAGAUCGUCAGGUUUGUCCAGGAGCACUGUGAGAAAGUGGGGUGCAGAUACGGCAGGUCCUCCAACCAAAACCGACUGACCCUUAACAUGCUGGUGGACAUUUUCCAGGGUAAGAACAAUGCCAAGGUGCAGACAGGGAUGUUUGGGAUGGGAGCAGCCUUGUCCAGACACAACGCAGACCGUCUGUUUAAGAAGCUGGUGCUGGACAACAUCCUAGUGGAAGACCUUUUUAUCGGUAGCAACGGCCAGGCCAUAGCGUACAUCUCUGCUGGACCGAAGGCCAUGAAUGUGCUAAAUGGACAGAUGCAGGUGGAGUUCUUUGAGACAGAGUCGGCCUCCAGCAUCAGGAAACACAAAGCCUCCGUGGCCAAGAGCGUUUCUCAGAGAGAGGAGAUGGUCCAGAAGUGUCUCCAGGAGCUCACAGAGCUGUGCAAGAAGCUGGGCAAGGUGUUUGGCAUUCAUUACUACAACAUCUUCUCCUUCGCCACUCUGAAGAAGAUAGCCGAGACGCUGUCGGCAGACGCGGACAUGCUCCUGCAGAUAGACGGCGUGACGGAGGACAAGCUGGAGAAGUACGGGGCAGAGGUCAUCGAGCUGCUGCAGAGAUACUCACAGUGGAAGCUGCCCGCAGCAGAGGACGAGCGGGGCGCCAACCCAGGGAACACUGACAGAUGGAUAGACAUGACACGAGACAAUGAGGGCGAUGAUGAUGACGACAGCGGACCGUCAAGCUACUUUAGCAACACAACAGGCCAAAAACAAAACAGAGGACAGAAGAGAAAGAAAGCGCCCGCCUUUAAUACAUCCAAAAAAAGGAAGGCCUACGGCAACCAAAACUACAAUUCCAAAAGUGGCUACAGUCGCAACAAAUCCUGGACAUCCAGUUCCAGGGGUCGUGGCCAGUCUGCAGGCACAGGCUCCACCAGGUCGGCUGCAUCUUCAUCAUCAUCAUCGCCAUCAGGACCAGUAGGGAGGAGGCCAGGCUUCAUGGCCAUCCCUGUACCUCAAACCAACGCCAGACCUUUUCUCAAACCAGCCUUCUCACACUUGAACUAGACAAGCUAUCUUGUAUUGGCAAGGACAAGGAUACUCUGACAGUUUAGACUUGUGUUUUGUACAAAUGUGUUUUAUUUUUGUGCAGUUUUUGUCUUUAAAUGGAUGGAUUUGUUGUAUUUAAUUGUACAGUUAUGCAAUGUUCUUUUAAUUUUUUUAUUAAAGGUUACUUGAAAAUC